Molecule: messenger RNA, 1629 nt
Organism: Austrofundulus limnaeus
Lineage: Eukaryota; Metazoa; Chordata; Actinopteri; Cyprinodontiformes; Rivulidae
Gene: elmod2
Product: ELMO/CED-12 domain containing 2
Exons: 9
Coding region: 108-1001 (297 amino acids)
Cellular component (GO): membrane
Molecular function (GO): GTPase activator activity
Source: RefSeq, a predicted model, not a curated record
UUUGUCUGGAAUGAACAUGAACUCAUCUGAGCCCGAGCCGUGUGUUGUCAUUGUGUUUAUCCCUUACCUCGCCUCACUGUAAGGUAGUUUCAUCCGAGAGUGGAGAAAUGUUUGGUUCUAUCUGGCAGUAUGUGUACACAAACUUCCUGAGAUACUGGCUAAAGUGGUUCAUCAGGCAGGUGACAGGAAAGUGUGAGCUGCAGAGAAUUUGCUCAGAUUAUACACCAGGAGCAUCAAGGACAACAAGAGCAGAAAACUCUCUUCAGGCAUCUAAGAAUAAGGUUUUAAGAGGAGCCUUGAAAACCAGCAGGGACCACGUGGAACAAUGUGUAGAUCAGAUUAUGAAGGCGAAGAAUAUAAAACCCCAGAAAGAUCCCCUAUUCAAGGGGAGCCUUCACAUCUGUCUGCUGCAGAUAACUGGAUACAGCAGCUUGUACACAUCUGUAGAAGAGUUGAGGAAGGAGGUCUUCAGCUCAGAGAACCCUGAGCACGAGGCCAUGCUUUUAAAGCUGUGGGGCUUGUUGAUGCCAGAAGUGAAACUGGAGUGCAGAAUAACUAAGCAGUGGGGAGACAUUGGAUUCCAAGGAGAUGACCCAAAAACGGACUUCAGAGGAAUGGGCCUUCUGGGUCUGAUCAAUCUUGUAUUUUUCAGUGAAAACUACACAGCAGAAGCUCGUCAGGUGUUGUCACAUGCAAAUCAUCCUAAACUAGGCUAUUCAUAUGCCAUAGUUGGGAUCAACCUGACAGAGAUGGCCUACAGCUUACUGAAGUGUGGAGCUUUGAAACCACAUUUCUACAAUACGGUCCAAGGCACGCCUGAGCUCAAGCACUUCCACCAGCUGUACUGUUACCUGGCGUAUGAGUUUGAUCAGUUCUGGGUCGCUGAACAACCAGAGAGCAUCAUGCUGUUCAAUCAGUACAGAGAAAAAUUCCACGACAAAGUCAAAACUCAUCUCCAGGACCCCGAUGUGUCUCUCACACUGACUGUUGGCUCUUAUUAAUGUGUUUUCACCAUUUUUUUAAACCCCCCGAUCACCUAAUUUGUCUGCCAGGAAUCGGAUGGUUUGGCUGAAUGUGACAGUACAUUUCAAACAAGCAUACAAACUAAAAAAAGUUAAAUUGUUUGUGUUUCAUUAGCGAUGGUGAUAAUUUUCCACAUGCAGCACAAAGUCCAACUCCCCAUACCUCAAAAAUGACCAUUCCAGUGGUUUUUGUUUACGAUGGAGAAGUGCGAGAAGACGAUAGUGGUGCUACAGAUUCACGAAGCUCUAAGCACUUUGGAGUAACUUGUGCAGAAGAAAACUCUGCUUUAACUGUCUUGUGCUAAUUUCCAUGUACUUUGUUCUCACAGUUUUCCUGCACAGGAACAUAUUAUUUAUGUAAAGAUCUCAUGACUUAAACCUAACUCUAAAUCUCCUCUGUUGUAUUCUCAACUUGGAAGUUGUACACAAUUUAAUUAGUCUUCACACAUGAAUAUAUUGUAUAUUUGUGAUGUGAAAUCCAAACAUAGUUCCUUACCCCAGCUUUCUUGAAUUUAUAUGUGCUGUGAUACAGAAUUUUAAAUAUUUUUAUGAGAUGUAAUUUAAAGGAAGACACGUCAAAGUCUAUAAAUCAACGUUUGACUUGAAA